Priapulus caudatus is the source of this 1657-nucleotide messenger RNA. Its product is annotated as gonadotropin-releasing hormone II receptor-like. The record is from RefSeq and is a predicted model, not a curated record. Gene Ontology annotation, cellular component: membrane. Gene Ontology annotation, biological process: G protein-coupled receptor signaling pathway. Gene Ontology annotation, molecular function: peptide binding; G protein-coupled receptor activity. Lineage: Eukaryota; Metazoa; Priapulida; Priapulimorpha; Priapulimorphida; Priapulidae. The transcript is spliced from 4 exons.
AUGGCGCCCGGUGACGUUACGACGACGCUCGCGCUUCCGCUCGCUGGGAAACAGUGGGACUGGGAAAACAACAGCUACGACGUCUUCGACAGCACCGCCACCGCCGACAACGACGACUACGACGUCGGCUCAACGCUGUGGGCGCCGACGGACAUCGUUCAGCUGCUGUGUAACGUCAGCGACGGCAACGCGUCUAGUCUCGCCGAGUGCGGCAUGGGCGGCGGCGGGCCGCGCCUGCCCAACAUGGCGUUCACGGAGGAGCGGCUGCUGUCGGUGGCCAUCUACGCGAUGCUGUUCGUUGUCGCUGGCGUCGGCAACGUCGCGCUGCUCGUGUCGCUCGUCAGGAGUCGCGGCCACUCGAAGCUCAACCGCCUCAUCAUGCAGCUCGCCAUCGCCGACCUCAUCAACGCCUUCGUCCUCAUACCGCUAGAGGUCGCCUGGACGAUCACGAUCACGUGGAACGCGGGCGACUUCAUGUGCCGCUUCAUGUCGUUCUGGCGAAAUUUCGGCCUGUAUCUGUCGUCGAACGUGUUGAUUGCGAUCAGCCUGGACAGGUACUUUGCCGUCGUGCAUCCGAUGAGCGUCAGCACAGCCGGCGUCCGAGGAAAGAUCAUGAUUGGCUUCGCUUGGCUGCUCAGCGCCAUCUGUAGUCUACCACAGUGUAUAAUCUUUCAUGUGGAAACACAUCCGAACGUACCCUCGUACACACAGUGUGUCACCUUCAACUUCUUCCCGUCAGCAUUGCAUGCGAAUGCAUACAACGUGUUUACGAUGGUGGCCGGUUACGGACUGCCGCUGUUGGUCAUCAUUGUGUCCUACUCCGCCAUAUUGAGGGAGAUCUAUCGCAAGUCGCAGGAAAGUAAAGAGACAACAUGAAUGUGCAAGUGUGUGUCGAGCGCGUCACGCGCCGGCAGCGGCGGCGGCCUGCGACGCUCCUGCGGCGGCAACCUGAGCAAGGCGAAGGCGAAGACGCUCAAGAUGACCAUCAUCAUCGUGCUCGUCUUCACGAUGUGCUGGACGCCGUACUAUGUCAUCGCCGCCUGGUACUGGUUCGAUCCGGCGACGGCGCGGCUCGUCGACCCGAAGGUGCAGCGAGGCCUGUUCAUGUUCGCUAUCUCGAACGCCUGCAUGGACCCGCUCGUCUACGGCCUGUUCACGAUCAACGUGCACCGCGAUGCGCAGCGCUGCUCGCAGUGGCUGCGCCGAUGUCUUCGCCGCCGCGCCGACGAUAAGGGCAUGUCGACCACGGCGUCGUCGGCGAACAUGUCGAGCAAUACGGAGCGCAUCUACGUGCACAUGACUCCGCUGGCGACGAGUCACAACGGCAUCGUAUCGGCGUUGUGAGCGCGGUGGGUUCGGACGGGCGGCGCCACUGUCGAUGAACGGAUCCAGAGACGUUCCGAUCUUAAAAGUGUGGUGGAUGUUCAUAGGCGGCGCUACUGUCAAGAAACGGAAGCAAAGACGUUUCGAUUUUAAGAGUGUGGUGGAUGUUCAUAGGCGGCGCCACUGUCUAUAGACGUAAAUGACAGUGCGGCGGAUAGUCGUGAUGACGCAAGGAGGCGCCACUGUCGAUAAACGAAAACGGAAACGGAGUAAAAACGCAUACAGGAUGUUUCGUUGUACGGUGGUGCGCACCAACAAGGAAACUAUGACGUCA